AUGUUCAACUGCAUUCGGUCCGAACCCCUUCAGAAGGUUCCAACAAAAGACCCAAGCAUCACAUGCCAUGUUCUAGGUACCGAGCCUUUGGGCUAUGACCAAAUGAAUAUCCGGCAGACUGGACUAGCUGUAUCUUCGAGUGAAAAAUUUUCUCCUAGUCCCGAUUCGAUUCCAUUACUUGAUCUUCAUAUCGCAUACGCCAAUUUUCAUGCUUUAAACUGGAACCUAAGUGAUACGGGCAGAAUGAUCAUAGAUGGAGCUGGAGAGAAUUGGCUCCGACCAGAUCACUUGUCUUAUGAUCUGGCUCUACCUACCUUUCACAACACCUCUCGCGAGAGCUCCGCAUUCGUGAAUCACAUCAAGCCUAUGACUGAAUCAAGAUACGAGGAAUGGGAACAGUCUAUGGGAUCGUAUGUUUUUCCUGGAAAUCCAACUGGUGACCACAGAAAUCUCCUCGAUUUCGAUCCUAUCGAUAAAUCUACAUAUAUCGAUUCUUCAGAAAUUAUGCAGGAAGAAGUUCCAAAAUACUUUCACCACCAGCCAUGCAUUUCAACUGAAAAGAGUGGCCUGGUCUCAGCUCCCCCACUCGCCCGAAGAGCUCAAGCCCAAGCUAGUGCUCAAAAUACCCUCAAUGACCAGCUGAAUGAUGCGCCCUACUCCUAUCUCAUCUGGCAAGCGCUACUCGCUGCUCCUGGAAAUCAGCUUUCCCUUCGAGAUAUCUACGCAUGGAUCCAGCAUAAUACGGACAAACCAUCUCGGACUGUCGGAAAUGGCUGGCAAAACAGUAUUCGCUAUAACCUUUCAAUGAACACAGGAUUCGAGAUGGUUCAGAUCGAGAGCUGUAACAACUUUCCUAGAAGAAUGUGGCGUUUAACAGAUGAGGCGAAGAAAAGUGGCAUCAAAUCCACAUCUCGAAGUCGGAAUGAGAACACCCACAAAGGCUUCACUGUCCCAAGCUUUAGCAGCUCUUUCCAGCCAAACAUGCUUGAAUUUGGAAAGGUGGAGAUGAUGUAUGGCAACUAUUUUCGCUAA
Penicillium manginii is the source of this 1032-nucleotide messenger RNA. RefSeq names its product forkhead box transcription factor. Gene Ontology annotation, biological process: regulation of transcription by RNA polymerase II. Gene Ontology annotation, molecular function: RNA polymerase II cis-regulatory region sequence-specific DNA binding; DNA-binding transcription factor activity, RNA polymerase II-specific. NCBI's taxonomy places the organism in Eukaryota, Fungi, Ascomycota, Eurotiomycetes, Eurotiales, Aspergillaceae. The record is from RefSeq and is a predicted model, not a curated record. Bases 1 to 1032 code for a protein of 343 amino acids. The transcript is spliced from 2 exons.